Messenger RNA from Suillus bovinus, 879 nucleotides. Its product is annotated as Prephenate dehydratase-domain-containing protein. The transcript has 4 exons. Gene Ontology annotation, molecular function: chorismate mutase activity; prephenate dehydratase activity. Gene Ontology annotation, biological process: L-phenylalanine biosynthetic process. The coding region runs from base 1 to 879 and encodes 292 amino acids. The record is from RefSeq and is a predicted model, not a curated record. NCBI's taxonomy places the organism in Eukaryota, Fungi, Basidiomycota, Agaricomycetes, Boletales, Suillaceae. Gene Ontology annotation, cellular component: cytoplasm.
AUGCCUGCUUUGAUUUUCCUAGGUCCGCCCGGAACAUAUUCCCAUCAAGCGGCAUUUGACGUUUUUGGUGAUUCUGUACAUUAUGUCGCAAAGCAGACUAUCGCUGGCGUCGUCGAGUCACUAUCCUCUGAGCUGCCCUUUGGUAUCAUACCACAAGAAAAUAGUACCAAUGGGUCGGUGGUCGAGACCUACAACCUACUCAGAUGCGAAUUCGUCGGUCGCGAUAGUUUUGUGAGAGGGGAGACGCACUUGCCCAUCAAACAUUCCCUGGUCGUUCGCAAAAACGUCAAAAUCGAGGACAUCGAAUACGUUUUCAGCCACGAACAAGCCUUGGGUCAGUGUAAAGCGUUUUUGAAAGAAAUCCUCCCAAGAGCGUCGCUUGUGCCGACAGACUCGACUGCGAGUGCUGCUCGUACAUUGCUCGGCCCACCAUCCGACAAUUUUGAUCCCUUCAAGAGUGCAGCAAUUUGUUCAACGGUCGUGACUUCGCUAUUUCCCGGCCUGGAGGUGUUGCACACCGGCAUUCAAGAUGGAGAAUCGAAUAUGACGCGCUUUUAUAUCGUAUCCUAUGGCGUGGACGUUCAAGUCCCUUGGCAAACGCCACCCAUCCACCAGAAGCGUGCUCUGAUCCGUCUCUUGCCUGAUACAGACUCGGUGUCAUGGGACUUUUCACGGGCGAUCAAAGCGCUCAAGAUACCCAUCUCCCGCAUAGACCGACGACCAUCCCCAUAUUCAUCCACUUUCCAUGAUAUAUACUUUCUCGAAGUGUUUGCCGAAGGAGGAAAAGAAAGCGAUGUUACCUGGUGUGAUUGCGUGAACCAGGCUGUCGAAAGAUUAAGGCAAGCAGGUUUGGAAUCCACAGUUCUGGGCAUAUGGUAG